Molecule: messenger RNA, 2134 nt
Organism: Mizuhopecten yessoensis (Yesso scallop)
Lineage: Eukaryota; Metazoa; Mollusca; Bivalvia; Pectinida; Pectinidae
Product: transmembrane protein 245-like
Exons: 13
Coding region: 2-2134 (710 amino acids)
Source: RefSeq, a predicted model, not a curated record
UAUGGCUUCUCCUUCCUUGGAUUUUCGGUCUCCCUUUAAUAAUGUUUUGAAUAAUCUACCCCAAGGGCACGAGAAAGCUUUUAAACAGGCCAUAUAUACAACAGCAGCUAAUUUAUUAAUUUUGUUCGCCGUUGGAGCUGCGGUAGCUGUGUAUUUUAUAUUGGAAGUGUUUUUAAGACCGCUGUUAUGGGCAGUGUUAUGUGGAACUUUCUUGUAUCCAGUGAAACACUCGUUGACCAGCUGGCUUCGCAGAUGGUUGCAUGGACUACAGGCUACAAACACACCUUUCGUUUUAGGAGUAGCUUAUAUUCCAAUCAAAGCUAUAGACAGAGUUUAUGGAAAUGUAUUUAAUAAAUUUAUAAAACACAUACGUCUGAUUUUAGGCGGCUUUGGAGGGAUUGUGCUGGCGUAUCUUCUGUUGCAUUUUGGCCCAGUGAAGAACAUAUUGUACGCAUUUAGAUCUGUAUUUUACUUCAUUUAUGACGUUCUUGGAUACUUUACAUCGUUUUGGAUAUGGACCUUAUUGGUAGGUUACCUGUUAGCAGUGAUAUUCUUGUGGUCACCAGACACCAGGCGCUAUUUGCGAUAUCUAUCCAUCCCCGUCUGGAUUGUCCUCACUCUCCAUGUAGCUACAGCAGCUGGAUAUCUCAGAGUCCCACUCUUACUUUUCCUCGUUGUUGUCAUAGUCAUUGGAUUUGUGGCAGAAAUAAAUGAAGCAAGACUCUCUGAAGGAAGGUCUGUACCUCAAACCCCAGUGGAAGCAGCAUGGAUAUUUCUGGCUGGUGAUUCAGAAACAGAACAGCCUGAUGUAGCACAGAAUUUGGAAAAGGAUGAAAAGACUGACAACCAAAGUAGUGACGUUACAGAAUCUCACGAGGCUGAAACAGAAAAGACAAAAGAAUCCACUGAUGUCAAAAAGCCAUCUUAUUUACCAGUGCGAAGCCCCACAGUAUCAUCAGCCUCUUCUCCACAGAAGAAACAAGACCGACCAAAACUACAAAUGAAGGAAUCUGCAGAAAAGUCUCAAGAAAAAUCAGAAGUGAAAGCACGAUCUCUCAUUGACAAUUGCUUUAUCUACCUCUUCUGGCUCUUGGUGCUUACACGGAUAUGGCUCAACAUCUGGGUCGUCCAGCUGCUGUUUCCCAUAGGGCUUGUUAUGUGGCUGUUCAAAAGUUUUGUGAUACAGCUUGGGAGUGGAGGAAUAUUUGGUGAGAAGGUUGAGUUGGUGAAGAAAGUACUGAAGAAAUGGCUAGUCAGUAGGCGUGAGGUUCUGACACCACGAUGGAUCAGGGGAAUAGCCAAACUGGUUCUACGCGGCGACCAUAAGAUUGUAUCGGUGCUAGAGCAAUCCUUAGACAAGACGACCAGUGUCCUGUUCAUCCUGUUGCUGUUAUUUGGGACGGCCAUAUUGAUGAUCUUCGGUGCUAUACAGAUCCAACAAGAAAGUAUGCUCUUUGUGAAAAUGACCAGCGAAGUGAUGAAUAAUACUCUCAACUCUGAAAUCAACUCGUGGCUCCCCAAUGGAGAAGAUUUACAGAAAGCCAUGGACUCUAUGAUGGGGAAUGCCUACCUCUACGGACGCAAUUGGAUUGCAGCCAGACUGCGAGACUUUGUGAGUGGUAAUAUGGACAAGGGUUCCUCUAACAACACCCACAUAGAGACACAAGUACUGGAGGUGUGGGACAGGCUGUACGAAAGCUGGCUCUCCAGGAAUGCCACCAGUAGCAGUCUACAGACGACUUCAGCUUUUAAUGUCCUUCCCACAGACAUGAACAGUGUGAAGUCUAUGUGGGAAGUAGUAUCCAAGGGUGACGCCUUCAACAUCAGCCAGAUCGUGGCCUUUGUAAAGGACAACAUAGGGACAUUUAUGUCUGUUAUAGAUUCGGUGUGGAUUGUACUGAAGGGCAACAUGAACCUGGUGCUAAGCCUAGUCACAGCCACCCUGUCUGUGGUGUUUGGAGGAGGUACUGCUCUCCUCAACUUUUUCAUUUCCUCAGUGAUUUUCCUGACGACACUGUUUUACCUGUUGGCGACCAGUGGUAACCAGUACAAGCCACUGGAGUGGUUCAGCAAUCUCAGUCCUACGCAGGGUACCGGGGGCAUUGGUCAGGCUGUCGAGGAGGCUAUCACGUGA